GAUAAGUUAGAUGUAGUUUUCACAGCGUCGUUUCAUGUUGAUAUUGUAACGUGUGCGUUUUAAACACGAACGUUUUCGGCUUAUCCCAGACACAUUUAUUAUUAGCGAGUCUUGUCGGUCACUAAACACUGUAAUGUUUCCGUUAGCGUUGCGCACUAAGCUAACUUAGCGCAGAAGUUAACCUAUAUGUCGAUCAAAUAACGGACUAGCCAGUUAGCUAACGCCACUUGUCAAGACAGUCAAACCAGGAACCAUUAACUGAGGGGUAUCAUCAUAGUUAUUUUAUAUGUUUCGGAGAUGGGCUGGUUGGCGUUUCUAUUUGUUCUCUAAAUGCUUAAAUCAAAUCCUGGCUCUUAGCAGCAUAUUAGUGUUGCUAGCUGGGCUAAGUUGUCAUCAAGAGGUGACAAACGUAAUCUUUUGGAAACUGGUCCCUUGUACAAGUUGAUGGUUUCUUCUGAAAUGAAGUAGCCGUGGGAUGAAACAGCUGCUAUGGUGCCUGCAGUACCCCUGCUGCUGUCGACUUAAAACGACCCACAGUGAGACACCUGGUCCAGCAUGAAGGCCCUCGGAUCUCGAUUUUCCUUCUACGCUGGUUUCGUGGUGGGAACCUUUACACUGUAUGUGUUCCUGCGGCAGGUUUGGUUUGAGAGGGCUAUGUCAAUACAGCAGCCCAACAGCCUUAACAAACCCCGCGAUCGUCAGGAACAGGUCGUGGAAGAAACGAAAAUAUGGAAAAAGGAAAGGUCUGCCCUUUUCAACCUGAAGCAUCCUCAUCAUACAGGAGAGGACAGUCGCAUGGCUGAUGAGCUGUACAAAAGGGUUCGUGUUCUUUGCUGGGUGAUGACUGCACCAAAAAACUUGGAGAAGAAGACCCGCCAUGUGAAGUCUACUUGGAGUCGUCACUGUAACAUUGUGGUAUUCAUGAGUUCAGAGGACAACGCAGACUUCCCCACAGUGGGCUUAGGCACAAAGGAGGGGCGUGAUCAGCUGUACUGGAAAACAAUAAAGGCAUUCCAUUAUGUCUAUGAGCAUCACUUCGACGAGGCUGAUUGGUUCCUCAAAGCAGAUGACGACUCUUAUGUCAUCGUAGACAACCUGCGAUUACUUCUUGCCAACCACACACCAGAGGAGCCAAUUUACUUCGGCCGAAGAUUCAAGCCGUACAUAAAGCAGGGCUACAUGAGUGGUGGGGCAGGAUAUGUGCUGAGCAAAGAGGCUCUGCGGAGAUUUGUGGAGGGAUUUAAAAACAAAGUGUGCACUCACACUUCCUCUACAGAGGAUCUUGAAAUGGGGCGGUGCAUGGAGAAAGUCGGGGUGUUGGCAGGGGACUCCAGGGACAGUUUACACAGGGAGACAUUUCACCCAUUCGUCCCUGAGCAGCACCUCACAUACAAGUUCCCCAAGAGCUUCUGGUAUUGGCGCUACUGCUAUUAUCCCAUCUCAGAGGGUCCAAACUGCUGCUCAGACCUGACGGUGUCUUUCCACUAUGUAGGUGCUUCACAAAUGUAUAUAUUGGAGUACUACACCUAUCACCUGCGUGCCUUUGGAUACAGCUACCGUUACAAGCCCCCUGCUCCACUUGGCUACAAUAUUGAGAAGACAAGUUCCAUAGAGGCUGCUGCAGGGAACAAUAGGCCAGCUUCUCAGGAGAAAGGACAAGGAAAGGGAGGCAGGGCGGAUGAGUCCAGGACUGACAAAAGACAGAAAACAGAUUCCUCUCAGGUGGCUGCUAAAGACCCUCCACCUGCUUAAUCAGGCUAAAAACAGAAGGACGUUUUAAAGUGUGUGAAGGAGAUCUACCGUUAGUGGUAGUGUGUUCAAGUGUUUGCUCAUUCAUUCUGAUAAUCUUUGAUCAUAUUUCCACAAAAAAGGAAGAUAGACUAUUUUGGUUUUACAUGCCACAGAUUUUAUUUCUUGUUUUUUGCUUGUUUUAUAAGACUAUCAUCUUUUUUAUAUAUUUUAAGGUUGGAACUGCUUUCUGUCUGCUAAACUUUUUAAAACUUAAUCAACCCAGUUUAAGGAAUGCUUUAGACCAUGUCCUUUUUUAUGACAGGCUUCACAGACACCUAUCAAGGGUCUACAUCUUUUGACUUAAUAAGAAGGAGGUAUUUGACAAGAUCAGGAAAUUCAUUCUACCUUAUCUUUAAAACUUUUCCAAACCAUCAAACUUGACUUGGACCACUCUGUUCAGCAUUGUAGCUUUUUGACUUGCUAAAAUUGUUUGAUUUAAUUUAACCACAAACUCUUUUUUACCCAUAAGCUCCAAUUCUCCAGAUAAUUUCAGAACAUGUAGCCCUGACUUUUUGUCAGGAACUUACACUUGAAACUAUUAUCUGCCAUGUUCACACACCUGCCUAUCAAGACUAUACAUGCUAAAUUUAAUAGUGAGCUGGCAGAAAUAGUCACAGUGAACAGAUUCAGCCAUUUGUGUUAACGCAUUCUCCACUUGGAAACUGUUGGGAAAACAUACAGACAUGCAUGUUAGGUGUGAUAACGAGGUACCUCAUAGGCCAUCAUGACCACAUUUAUUUACUUAGAGGUAAGAGAACAAAAUGUAUAGAUGUUCUGCAGCUGAUUUUUUUUAUCUGGAGGGUUUGUUCUGAAUUGGAUCAAUUUAAAUCAAAGUGCCUCAACCUGUACAUCAAAUCUCCUCUCUCUGUCUGCGACAUGGAUGAUUUGUGCACUCUGUGGUUUAGUAGGGAGCAUGUCUUAAUUUGCUUUCCCUCAGACAGGAGUCAUGCAAAGUUUGAAAGCAUUGUCAGCAUUAAAUAAAUGUCCCGUGUCUUUGGUUGUAUGCUGCAGCAGCCCUGAAAAGUUUUUUUUUUUUUAACGAGGAAUUUUUCAUAUAUGUCUCAAAUAACAUUUUAAAGUUUUGUUUUUAUUUUAAACUUACCCUCAAAUAGAUAAAGUUACAUUUAUGCUGAUAGUUUACCCAUGGAUUAAAUAUUGAUUUGAAUAAAUGUCUGGGGGAAAAAAACAAUGAAAAGGCCUGUUUUGAUUUUUAUUAAGCCCAAGUAACUUGUUUUUCCUGAAUAAUAUUCAAAAUUAUAAAUUAACAAUUACAUAGAUCAUGUCCUAGUAUGUUUGGCUUCUGUCAAUUCUGUUCAACUUUAUGGAAAUGAAAAAGUACUGUGAAAAUUCAACUAAAGCAUUCAGCUCUGUUGACUGAAUCAUUUGGACUGCAGUUUUAGUGAUGAUCGUGCGGUCUUAAAUUAGUGUGAAGGAGAUUUGAAAAUGUUAAUACACUAAACCUAAUAAAAUUAGAAAAAAAGAACAAAACACCUCCAGAAACAAUCCAGCCAAAGAUUUUUAUAUAAUGACGGGAUUGACUUUUCAUUUCAAUUUUACUACAUAUCUCUUCUUAAUGCUGUGAAUCUCCUAUCAGUUUUAAAACAGUAGGUCUGUUCUUUGUCUUUAUUCAGAUAUGCCUCUGGGGGUCAACAGAAUUUCAUAAUAGCAAGAGUCUGGUGAAACAGCACUUGUUAUGAUACCAGAGGCUUUAAUUUACUACAUUCCUAUCUGUUGUGAUCAAGUGUGAAAGGCAGUGUAUUUCUGUUAUCUGUUUAUCUAAUUGUAGAGGGUUGUUAUGGCAUAAAGAACAAAUCACCUCAUGACAAAAUAAAUAUAUUAUUUACAAUCAAAUCAGAGAGUGGGAUCUGCAUUUGUAUUACAAUUCCUGUAACAUCCAACAUCAUAUAACUGCCAUCUGAGCAAACAGUUGAAAUUCCCUACCUUAUAAAAAGGAAUCUGAAAUUUGCAUGUAAACUACUCCAGCUUUACAAAAAUGAUACCACAAUAAUAUUUCAGUGAUUUCUUACAAACCCAGUAGCAGGACUCGUCUUUGCAACAAAACACACUCUCCUAAUGCUUCACAGCUCCUCACUCAUUAGCUUGUGCCUUCUUUACUGAGAUUGUAUGAGCCAUCAGCUGCACGCAUGACUUUGCACUGUGACUUCACCCUGAUGAGAGCGACACUUUGACAUUGACGUCAUCUAUAUUGUCUCUUUCCAAUGUUUUAAAUCUGACCUGUGGGAAAGCCAGUGGGAGACUGGUUUGUGGUGAUUUUUUGAUUAGAAGAAAUGUUUUCUCUGAAAUUGUAUCAACUAAGAAGCUUUCUUUAAAUUCUGUAUUGAUCAGAGCUUAUUUCCUUUAUGUUGAUUAUAUUGUGUAUUUAAACCUUACUCAUAUUGAAAUCUACUUUGUUACCAAAUAGUUAACCACAAUUGUUAAAGAUCCAAAAAUGGCUGAAUAUAAGAAACUAAAUGCAACUUUUUUGGGACAGGAUUCAGAGAUCACUCAAAUUUACAAGACAUUUACAUAGAUAUUUAACUGUAUUUUUUUCUUUUUACCUCUUCAACACCUACCCCUUCAUUAAUAUCCAAUGUCAAAAAUCUGUUAUUGAACUAAUGCCUGUGAAAAUGCCUAUUUCAAGUGUUUACACCAGUUUUCUUCUUUCUUCCCACUAUGAGUACAGAGCUUGCUCAGUGUUUUCCUCUUGAAUGGAGUCUGAAGUGUUGUUCAAACCAAAUAAGCAUGUUUAAUGAAUUAAUUUCUUUUGAAACGAACUUGUUUUGAACAUUUAAAUUAACAGAGCACUGCAUGUUCAUGAAAGCAGUGUGUUAAUGUCCAGGGGCCCAAAACUUCUAAGAGUGGUGUCUUUUUCCAGUGAUUAAACACAUCAAGUCCUUGAAAACAUGCUGCCCAUACUCUAAGUUUUAUUAAAGGGAAAGAUGUACAGUACUGUAUUUAUAUUUGAAAUGUAUUUAUGUUGGUAUGGAUGUCUAAAUUCAAUCAAUAGCCCUGAGUUUGAAUAAGAGUUUUUGUGAGUGUGUAAGCACACAUGAUUAGUGUGCAGCAUUGUUUUCACUGAAUGGAACUGUAAUCACUAUAAAUAAAUACAUAUUUUAUUGUA
Molecule: messenger RNA, 4912 nt
Organism: Cheilinus undulatus (humphead wrasse)
Lineage: Eukaryota; Metazoa; Chordata; Actinopteri; Labriformes; Labridae
Product: glycoprotein-N-acetylgalactosamine 3-beta-galactosyltransferase 1-B-like
Exons: 4
Coding region: 556-1752 (398 amino acids)
Cellular component (GO): membrane
Molecular function (GO): N-acetylgalactosaminide beta-1,3-galactosyltransferase activity
Source: RefSeq, a predicted model, not a curated record